This is a messenger RNA of Budorcas taxicolor (takin), 1413 nucleotides long. RefSeq names its product nei like DNA glycosylase 1 (gene NEIL1). NCBI's taxonomy places the organism in Eukaryota, Metazoa, Chordata, Mammalia, Artiodactyla, Bovidae. Gene Ontology annotation, molecular function: zinc ion binding; DNA-(apurinic or apyrimidinic site) endonuclease activity; damaged DNA binding. The transcript is spliced from 9 exons. Gene Ontology annotation, cellular component: nucleus. The coding region runs from base 1 to 1299 and encodes 432 amino acids. The record is from RefSeq and is a predicted model, not a curated record. Gene Ontology annotation, biological process: base-excision repair.
AUGCCCCCCUCUGACCCUCUGGGUUCUCCUGUGAAAACUGGGAGUGAUAUUGCCGCCUCACUGGAUGCACACCUGGCCCAACCUGCUGUCAUCCUCCCCACAGGGCCUGGCCACCCCCCCCACAGAAUGCCCGAGGGCCCUGAACUGCAUCUGGCCAGCCACUUUGUGAACGAGGCAUGCAGGGAGCUGGUCUUUGGCGGGUGUGUGGAGAAGUCACCUGUCAGCCGCAACCCUGAGGUGCCCUUUGAGAGCAGCGCCUACAGCAUCUCGGCUUUGGCCCGCGGCAAGGAGCUGCGCCUGACCCUAAGCCCCCUGCCUGGGGCCCAGCCCCCGCGGGAGCCACUGGCCCUUGUCUUUCGCUUUGGCAUGACGGGCUCCUUCCAGCUGGUGCCCAGCGAUGCGCUGCCACCCCACGCCCACCUGCGCUUUUACACAGCUCCACCUGGCCCCCGACUUGCCCUCUGCUUUGUGGACAUCCGCCGAUUCGGCCGCUGGGACCUCGGGGGCGAGUGGCAGCCAGGCCGCGGGCCGUGUGUCUUGCUGGAGUAUGAGCAGUUCAGGGAGAAUGUGUUACGAAACCUAGCAGACAAGGCCUUUGACCGGCCCAUCUGUGAGGCCCUGCUGGACCAGAGGUUCUUUAAUGGAAUUGGCAACUAUCUGCGGGCGGAGAUCCUGUACCGGCUGAGGAUCCCCCCCUUCGAGAAGGCCCGCACAGUUCUGGAGGCCCUGCAGCAGCGCAGGCCGAGCCCGGAGCUGACCCUGAGCCAGAAGAUCAGGGCCAAGCUGCAGAACCCUGACCUGCUGGAGCUGUGCCACUCGGUGCCCAAGGAAGUGGUCCAGCUGGGGGGCAAAGGCUACGGGUCGGAGAGCGGGGAGGAGGACUUUGCUGCCUUCCGAGCCUGGCUGCGGUGUUACAGCGCACCAGGCAUGAGCUCCCUGCGGGACCGGCAUGGCCGCACCAUCUGGUUCCAGGGGGAUCCUGGACCCCUAGCACCCAAAGGGGGCAAGUCCCGCAAGAAGAAGUCCCAGGGAGCACAGCAGGGUCCUGAGGUCGGAGUGGAGGUUCCUCCAUCUCCAAACAAGGCGCCUUCAAGGACACAAAGGGCACAGAGAGGACUUCCUAAACAGACUACAGCCCAGGUGCCCGAGGGGACCAGCCUCCAACAGGACCCAGAAGCCCCCCUGGUCCCUGACAAAGGGAAGAGAAGGAGGCGAAAAGCAACCUCAGGCCGCCAAAGAACCCGAAAGAUCAAGGCUGACACCCCAUCCUUGGAGCCUGAGGGAACCUCAGCCUCCUAGCAAGAGGCUCUUCUUGCUUGUAUCCACCCCUCCUCCUGGCACCCUGGAUCUGGGCCUGUGUGGCUUCCUCGAAGUUGCAGGAACUGGAUGCUCUGACCCUAUGGCCAUUUCCUA